AAAAAGAAAGAAAAUAAAUUCAAAGAGAUAACAUUUCUUUUCUUCCUAGUGAAAAAACCUCUUUCUACAACCUAGCUAUAUCAUAUCAAUCACCAACAUCAUCUUCAACUCAAUUAUUGAUGAUAAUGGGAAUUCAAGACAAAGACCCACUUGCACAAUUGAGUUUACCUCCUGGUUUUAGAUUUUACCCCACUGAUGAAGAGCUUCUUGUUCAAUAUCUAUGUCGCAAAGUAGCUGGUCAUCAUUUUUCUCUUCAAAUCAUUGCUGAAAUUGAUCUCUACAAAUUCGACCCAUGGAUUCUUCCAAGUAAGGCCAUUUUUGGGGAGAAAGAAUGGUAUUUCUUUAGUCCAAGAGAUAGGAAGUAUCCAAAUGGGACAAGGCCAAAUAGAGUAGCUGGAUCUGGGUAUUGGAAAGCAACUGGAACAGACAAGAUUAUAACAAAUGAAGGUAGAAAAGUUGGUAUCAAAAAAGCACUUGUUUUUUAUGUUGGUAAAGCUCCAAAAGGCACCAAAACUAAUUGGAUUAUGCAUGAGUAUCGUCUUCUUGAUUCUUCACGAAACAACGGUGGCACCAAGCUAGAUGAUUGGGUUCUAUGUCGUAUCUACAAGAAAAAUUCAAGUGCACAAAAACCUAUUCCAAACGGCGUCAUUUCAAGCAGGGAAUACACUCAAUACAGCAACGGUUCAUCGUCUUCUUCAUCAUCCCACCUCGACGACGUUCUUGAAUCACUUCCACAGAUUGACGACCGUUGCUUCAAGCUGCCACAUGUCAACUCGCUAAGAACAACGCAGCAUCGCCAACAAGAAGAAGAAGAGAAGCUGAAUCUUCAAAAUAACAAUUUCAUGGAUUGGUCUAAUUCAUCAUCGAUUUUGAACACAGUAACAGGGUUUCAAGAAGGUCAAACUCAAGGAAUGAUGAAUUUUAGUGGUUGCAAUGACCUUUAUGUCCCCACGUUAUGUCAAAUGGACUCUUCCGUUAUUACGGAGAAAACUAGCAACAUAUCCGUGCAUCCAACUGAAGAGGAGGUUCAGAGUGGGGCCAAAGCAAACCAAGUCGAGAAUUCGUCUGGGUUUUUUCAACGCGGUUCAAAUGAUUUUACUCAAGGAAUGGGAUACGCUAAUCCGGUUGACCCGUUUGGGUUUAGAUACCCAGUUCAACCGGUUGGAUUUGGAUUCCAACAAUGAACCGGAUAGGAAGUUAGAAGAAAAAAAUUUGUUAUUUGUAAUAGUCAAUAUGCAUGUGGUGUAAAUAGGUGGGGAUUCUUUUGGCCUAACAAAAUUUGAAUUUUGGUCCUCAAUUUCGGCUAGAGAUAUGAAGGUGGAAGAAAUUAACAUUCUAUGAAUCUAUCCAUGAGGAGAUAAAGUAGUGGAUGAAGGAACAAUAGAAUCAUUGGGGUGUUGAAAAAUUAAAUGAUUAGGACCAUGUAGUUUUUGGAUGCACCAACGUAUGCUUUUAGCGACAUGAAUCACGUUUUGUUCUGCUUAAAAAAUGAAAUAGCAAUUGCAUUUGUUUGCAAUGUUAGGCUUUGGUUUCAAUCUUUGAUGUGACCCUUUUAGCUAACCACAUCAAUGCUACACACAAGUAAUGCAAUUUUAAUAAUAUAUUCAAGUUUCGUUAUA
Molecule: messenger RNA, 1619 nt
Organism: Medicago truncatula (barrel medic)
Lineage: Eukaryota; Viridiplantae; Streptophyta; Magnoliopsida; Fabales; Fabaceae
Product: NAC domain-containing protein 72
Exons: 3
Coding region: 120-1184 (354 amino acids)
Biological process (GO): regulation of DNA-templated transcription
Molecular function (GO): DNA binding
Source: RefSeq, a predicted model, not a curated record